Phalaenopsis equestris is the source of this 1609-nucleotide messenger RNA. RefSeq names its product betaine aldehyde dehydrogenase 1, chloroplastic-like. The record is from RefSeq and is a predicted model, not a curated record. Gene Ontology annotation, molecular function: oxidoreductase activity, acting on the aldehyde or oxo group of donors, NAD or NADP as acceptor. Lineage: Eukaryota; Viridiplantae; Streptophyta; Magnoliopsida; Asparagales; Orchidaceae. The coding region runs from base 81 to 1589 and encodes 502 amino acids. The transcript has 15 exons.
UAUUGUGGAUUGAUAGCGACCAGGGUAGUCGGCACAGCAUAUACUGACAUACUUUUGCUCGCCUUCCCACUGUGUUAGCAAUGGCGAUCCCAAUCCCUCACCGGCAGCUUUUCAUCGACGGAGAGUGGAAGGAGCCAAACAAAAAGAGAAUUCCCGUCAUUAAUCCCGCCAACGAAACCGUGAUCGGGGAUAUACCUGCGGCGACUGCCGAGGAUGUCGAGCUUGCAGUUGAGGCCGCUCGCCGGGCUUUCUACAGAAACGGUGGUCGGGAAUGGGCGCGAGCAUCCGGAGCUACUCGCGCGAAAUAUCUCCGUUCCAUCGCCUCCAAGAUUAGAGAGAGGACUUCUGAAUUGGCUAAACUUGAGGCCAUAGAUAGUGGCAAGCCAUUGGAUGAAACAGCGUGGGAUUUGGAUGAUGUUGCUUCCUGUUUUGAGUACUAUGCAGAUCUUGCAGAAUCCUUAGAUGAAAAGCAAAGAGCCCCUGUUUCUGUUCCGCUGAAAACAUUUAAGUCAUAUGUUAUCAAAGAACCCAUAGGAGUUGUUGGAUUGAUUACACCCUGGAACUAUCCACUGUUAAUGGCAACAUGGAAGGUCGCUCCUGCCUUGGCAGCUGGGUGUACUGCUGUGCUAAAGCCAUCCGAAUUGGCUUCUGUGACAUGUUUGGAGCUUGGUGAAGUGUGCAAAGAAGUUAAACUUCCUCCUGGUGUCCUAAACAUUAUAACUGGAUUAGGAUCUGAGGCUGGUGCACCCUUGGCAUCCAAUCCUCUUGUAGACAAAAUUGCAUUUACUGGAAGUACAGAAACAGGUAGAAAGAUUAUGACUGCUGCUGCACAGUUGACAAAGCCGAUUUCUUUGGAACUUGGCGGUAAAAGUCCACUACUUGUGUUUGACGAUGUGGAAAUUGAGAAAGCUGUUGAAUGGACAAUUUUUGGUUGCUUUUGGACAAACGGUCAAAUAUGUAGUGCUACCUCUCGUCUUCUUUUGCAGGAAAGCUUUGCAAAAGAGUUUCUAGAGAGACUUGUUGCUUGGGUAAAAAACAUUAAAGUCUCAGAUCCACUAGAAGAAGGUUGCAGACUUGGCCCUGUUGUUAGUGAAGGGCAGUAUGAGAAGAUGAAGAAAUUCAUUUCAACGGCUAGAAGUGAAGGUGCAACUAUACUAUCUGGUGGUAGCCGUCCAAAGCACCUAGAGAAAGGAUAUUUCAUUGAACCAACAAUUAUAAGUGAUGUAAGUACCUCCAUGCAAAUUUGGAGGGAGGAGGUUUUUGGGCCAGUCCUGUGUGUAAAAACAUUUAGAACAGAAGAAGAGGCCAUAGAACUUGCAAAUGAUAGCCAAUAUGGUUUAGCUGGUGCUGUGAUAUCGAAGGAUCUCGAGCGGUGUAAUCGCAUUAGUGAGGGAAUUCAAGCUGGGAUCAUAUGGAUAAACUGUUCGCAGCCGUGCUUCUGCCAAGCUCCAUGGGGCGGAACGAAACGCAGCGGCUUCGGUCGUGAACUUGGUGAAUGGGGAUUUGAAAAUUACCUGAGCGUGAAGCAGGUGACUGAGUAUGUUUCAGAUGAUCAAUGGGGAUGGUAUUCCUCUCCCUCAAAGCUGUGAUCUUUUGCUUUGCCAUUGCU